AUGUCAGAAGAUUAUGUUCGAUACUUUGGAUUGUUACAAGGACAAAGGAAAGCAUAUACGCAAAUUAAUACUAUGCUUAUUGCUGAAGGUAAAAGUCUUGCCGAUUUUCCACAAAUGGAACAAUUGAUAGAAAACGAUGAAGAGGAUGAUUAUAGAACACUUGAAGAAAUUAUAGAAGUUGGUACCAGACAAUAUGAACAAUUAAAUGAUAAGCAGAAAGAAAUAGUAGAUCUUGUAUUAAACAGACUAGAUACUAAUAAUUACAAUAUUAAUUGUAUUUAUAUCGAUGGUCCAGGUGGUUCAGGAAAAACGUUUAUAUACACGACUAUCUGUCAUUUAGCCAAAAUUCGAAAUAAACAUAUAUGUACAAUGGCUUUUACGGGGAUUGCAGCGACAUUAUUUCCAGCAGGAAAAACAGUUCACAAAACAUUUGGAUUGCCAGUUCCAUUAUUUGCUGAUUCAUCAUCCAGCAUUAAAAUUCAAUCUAAGGAAGCUCGUUAUUUAAAAGAAAUAGACAUUUUUAUUUGGGAUGAAGCGCCAAUGGCUCCACGAUAUGCUCUAGAGAUUGUGAAUCGAACGUUACGUGAUAUCAUGAAUAAUGAUUUACCUUUUGGUGGAAAAAUCAUCGUGUUAGGUGGAUUUCAGACAACUACUCCCUAUUAA
Molecule: messenger RNA, 663 nt
Organism: Trachymyrmex cornetzi
Lineage: Eukaryota; Metazoa; Arthropoda; Insecta; Hymenoptera; Formicidae
Product: ATP-dependent DNA helicase pif1-like
Exons: 1
Coding region: 1-663 (220 amino acids)
Biological process (GO): DNA repair; telomere maintenance
Molecular function (GO): DNA helicase activity
Source: RefSeq, a predicted model, not a curated record